Molecule: messenger RNA, 1605 nt
Organism: Saprolegnia parasitica CBS 223.65
Lineage: Eukaryota; Oomycota; Saprolegniomycetes; Saprolegniales; Saprolegniaceae
Exons: 3
Coding region: 1-1605 (534 amino acids)
Source: RefSeq, a predicted model, not a curated record
AUGCUCAAGCCGCUCACGGCUUACGUGUCCGAGCACUUUCCGUGGGCAGGCACGUUGUCACCCCCCACUGAGUAUGCCAACUACAGCGCCUUUUCGAAUUCUGAACUUGCGCUCAAGCGCGCCUUGUAUACGAACGCGACACUGCCCGACGGCAAAUCGUACUAUGUCGAUAAUGCCAAGAACGCCCAAGUCGGCCGCGGACUACUGCGUCUGGGGCAGCCCCCGAUGCCAGUCACCACGUGCUCGAGCUCUCUUCUACCAGGGCUCCCAGGUCUCAUCUUUUACUCGGAUCGUAUCAUUGAGAUGCUUUGCAACGCGGCGACGGCACCGAAUGCCAGCGCCGUCGACUGGGCAACCCAAGGCUCGUGCUUUCAAUCGCAGUUUCUGUCCUUCUCGUUGGGCCACUCGUGCGUCUGGCUCGUCUCUGGCGAUGCAAUCAACAGCGGCAGCGUCGAUGCGGCGGCCAUGACUGUCUACUUUGUGUACAACGAGUCUCGGUUUGCAGUGUGGGUUUGGCUCAAAUUUGGCUACCGGAUCCUCGUGACACUCUUUGUCUGGUAUCGGCUCUGGACGCAGUACUACAAGCACGUCAUUGACCUCGAGCGCUGCUUACGGGUGCGAGGGCAUCGCGAGACGCUGCCGCAUCCUGCCUCGUGGUCGUAUGAACUCGUGCUUGGCGAUCCCACUGCGAUCGUUCUCAUGGACCCGUGGGUGGCUACCUUGUAUUUUUUCGAUAUUUGGCUCAGCGUGACCAACCUAUCGGUUGCAAUCUUGCAAGUUGGGCAGUCGGGCAGCACUGAGCAUCUCGUGCGAAGCAUUUGGUACCUCUCGCGGACGAUCUGGUUUGCCUUUUGGGGCCUCUGCCUUGCCUCGUACGGUCUCAAGCGCUGGCACAAGGAACAUCUUUUUGCAACCAUUGAUCCGACACUGCUCUCGCUUGCAGUCAUGGUUUAUGGCCCGCUUUUGACAUGGACGAGUGCGCACCUCCCGCCGUUCACGCGUUUCUACCAAUGGACGCUCACGUUUGGCAUCCCCCACAUCGCCCGCAACGAAGCAAUCGAGGCAACGCUGGCUUGCAUCGUAUAUGUCGGAAGCAUUGCGAGCCUUCCGCUUCUUUAUGGCUUGGUGACACCCGCGCUACGUCGAGUUGCACCACUGCGUUUCAAGAGCGUCCACGCGCGGCGCGACUAUGCUAGUUUCCGCUACAACCAUAUCAAGAACCGAAUUCUUUUGAGCAUUUUCCAACGUCGCCAGCCGCGCGACAAGGCCAUUGGUGGCACGGUGCAUGCUGUCAUGGACAAGCAUCCGCGCCUUCGACGUACGCCGACUAUCAGUACGCGUGCGACCGACUGCUUUGUGACGUGCUACUGCGACGGUCAGCCCCAAGAGCAGUUGCGCGUGAGCUUGCUCUGUGAUCUCGACAUGCGAAACGACGACGACGACAUGGUGAUUCAUUCAAGCGACGUGCAGUCUGAAUUUGUCGUUCAUAUUCUGCGCGAGGCACCACUUGCUAUGCAGCAGGUGAUCGGCUCCGGACCCGCCGUGACGACGAGCUACCCGUAUGUGCUGCACCGAGCAAGGACGCCAUCGAGCUGGUGCCUCUAA